UUUUAUUUAUGAGGUGGACGCUGAAGAAAGCGCCUAAGAUACAAGACACUCUGUACAUUGACAACAUCGCGCACUAAUACUUUUACCACUUCGGACACCAGCUUUGGAUUCCUUCGCUUCAUCCGUCAUGUCCGUGGCCUGAAGAGACUGUAAAGCAUGUGGCAAGAGGAGAUUGUAGGGCCUGUGGACUGAAGAGACUGUUGGGACCCCAUCCCUUUGCUAUUUCCCGGUAUCAUCCGAUCCGACGAUCGUCGUGAGAUCGUCCCUAAAUCAACACAACAACAACAAACCUUUGUUAUGCAGGUAUUCUGAGAAAGAAACCUAUCAUCCAAUAUCAUCCCAGACACCUGUGAUCAGUCCCUCAAAACAUUCGACAGGUAUACUGAUGAACAAACUACUGCUCCAUAUUUUCCAUGACACCAGUAAUCUCCUGUCCAACAAGAAGCAUCUGUUGAUGCCUUUGGAUAAUUCCUGAUUUUUAUAUACUGUUCUACUGACAGAAUUAUUAGGUGGACACCUUACUGUUAUUGCAACCUGUUCUACUGUUCAGGCAUUAGAAAGUUAUCAACUUUGCAGUUGUCAUGGACUACUUAGCAUAUAAAUUUACAUUCAAGCUCAUAAAAGUUUAAUAAAGAAAAAUAUUUGUUUUAGUAAAGUUUGCUCAAAGGGAUAAAAAGGAUAUCUGAAAAAAGAUAAACCUAUCUGUGCUCAUAGUUUCUGAAGCAUUUCAUCAUGGAAAUAAAUACUGUAUCACACACGAGAGUUCACACAGGAGAUAAAGCAAAUCAGUGUUCAGAGCAUCAGAAAUAUUUUACCACUAAAAGCCAUCUUGUUACACACACGAGAGGUCACACAGGAGAUAUACUGUAUCAGUGUUCAGAGUGUCCGAAAUAUUUUGCCACUAAAGGCUCCCUUGGUACACACAUGAGAGAUCACACAGGAGAUAAACAGUAUCAGUGUUCAGAGUGUCAGAAAUAUUUUGCCACUAAAGGCUCCCUUGGUACACACAUGAGAGGUCACACACCAGGUAUACUGUAUCAGUGUUCAGAGUGUCAGAAAUAUUUUACCAGAAAAAGCCAUCUUGUUACACACAUGAGAGUUCACACAGGAGAUAAACCGUAUCAGUGUUCAGAGUGUCAGAAAUAUUUUGCCGGUAAAAGCCAUCUUGUUACACACAUGAGAGUUCACACAGGAGAUAAACCAUAUCAGUGUUCAGAGUGUCAGAAAUAUUUUGCCAAUAAAGGCUCCCUUGGUACACACAUGAGAGGUCACACACCAGGUAUACUGUAUCAGUGUUCAGAGUGUCAGAAAUAUUUUGCCGGUAAAAGCCAUCUUGUAACACACAUGAGAGUUCACACAGGAGAUAAACCAUAUCAGUGUUCAGAGUGUCAGAAAUAUUUUGCCACUAAAAGCUCUCUUGUUAAACACAUGAGAGUUCAUACAGGAGAUAAACCGUAUCAGUGUUCAGAGUGUCAGAAAUAUUUUGCCAGUAAAAGCUAUCUUGUUAUACACAUGAGAGUUCACACAGGAGAUAAACCAUAUCAGUGUUCAGAGUGUCAGAAAUAUUUUGCCACUAAAAACUAUCUUGUUAUACACAUGAGAGUUCACACAGGAGAUAAACCGUAUCAGUGUUCAGAGUGUCAGAAAUAUUUUGCCAGUAAAAGCCAUCUUGUUAUACACAUGAGAGUUCACACAGGAGAUAAACCAUAUCAGUGUUCAGAGUGUCAGAAAUAUUUUGCCACUAGAAGCCAUCUUGUUAUACACAUGAGAGUUCACACAGGAGAUAAACCAUAUCAGUGUUCAGAGUGUCAGAAAUAUUUUGCCACUAAAAGCUAUCUUGUUAGACACAUGAUAGUUCACACAGGAGAUAAACCGUAUCAGUGUUCAGAGUGUCAGAAAUAUUUUAGCAGAAAAGACAACCUUGUAAAACACACAAAAAUUCAUAUCAAAUAUUAGACAUGUUAGUCAUGAGAGUCAGAAAUUUGUUAUGAAAAAACGACAUUAUGAAGCAAGUUCAUACUGGAGAUAAAUCAUAACAGUGCUCAGUGUGUGUAAACAGUUACACAUUGUGUAGAAAAAGACGCUCAUCCCAGCAAACAAUUUAAGGUUGCCACAACAUAUCUGGAAAGUAUUUGAAAGGAUUGGAAACGUUUGUUUUAUCGUAUCAGAUACUAUAUUUUGUGUGGAAUUAAAUAGGUUUCUAAAACUUAUAACCAAAACCUACGUUGUGACACCUUUACAAUCCUAACAUGAAUCAUUCAUAAUCCAUUCAUAUACCAAUAUGAAUCUCUUAUGAAAGCUUUGAGCCUAAUCUGAAACGUUUAAUUGUCCCAUAUUUGUGUUUAAAGUAAAAUUUCUUUAAAUUUAAUAUAUUAUUUCCAAUGUAAAUUUUAAAACAAAUUUAAGGUUAAAAAAAAUCAAAUAAUUUAUAUUUUUUAUUAUUACUAACA
Procambarus clarkii (red swamp crayfish) is the source of this 2450-nucleotide messenger RNA. Lineage: Eukaryota; Metazoa; Arthropoda; Malacostraca; Decapoda; Cambaridae. The record is from RefSeq and is a predicted model, not a curated record.